AUGGCAAAUCAUAACCCGGAACAAUUAAAUAGAAUUUUAUCAGAAGAUGCUCAAGAUGACAUUGAUGAAGAUCCACAAAAUGAAGUAAUGGAUUAUCAACCAAUUGAAGAGGAUGUAAAAGGAAUGUGUAUUGAAUGUACCGAUCAACCUGCAACCAUUCAUUGUGAUCAAUGUAAUGAUGAUCUUUGUGAAGUUUGUGGUUAUUCAUUACACAGAAGAGGUGGAAGAAAGAAUCAUACUUUUAUAGAUUUAUCAUCCAAUACACCAAUUGCAAUGACUACAACUGGUGCAGCUAGACCAUUCUCAAAGCUUGGUAACUCUGCUGGUGGUAGUACAGCUCCAUUAAAUAUUAAUGGAGGAUCUUCUGGUUCUGCAGGAGAAGUUGAUCAAAGAAAGGUACAAAAGUUAUCAUCGUCUACCAGUUCAUCGUCAUCAUCUACAUCUUCUCGUUCUUCAAUUGGAUUAGGUGUAUUGGGAGGAUCGGUCAAUAGAUUACACAACUUUGAAAGUAGGGAUCCAUUGAAUCUUGGUGCUAGUGCCACCAACACCCUCAGUCCAUUUGAAAAGAAACAAUUAUUUGAUUUCAAUCAAAACAACAACAAUCAACAUCAUAGCUUCCAAGAAUUAAAUCCAAGAUAUAAAGAUGAAGAUGAAGAAGAAGAUGAUGAUGAAGAAGAUGAUAGAUAUAAUAAUGAUAAGAAUAAUAAUGGAGGAUAUAAACAAUUGGGAGGUGAAUGGUUUUCAGAACGUUCAAAAUAUAUUCCAAUUCGUUUAGAUAUGCAAGAAAGAAAUAUAUUACGUCUAUUGGAAGCUUCAUUACAUGUAUCCGAAUAUACUGAUAAGGUUGACAUUGCCGUAAACAAUAGAGCACGUAGAAUCAAUGAACAAUUACGUCAAAUUUGUGCUAUUCUUUGUGGUUUAUUAGUUGCCAGUGACUUUAAAAAAGGACAAGAAUUGGUAGAAAAGAAAGAGUUUUCAGAAAAUGAAGAAUUUUUCCAAAGAGUAUUUGAAAUUGGUAGAAGACACAAGAUUAUGAAUCCAUCAAAGAUGAGAUCAGAGUAUGGAAAGAUGAUUCAUUUGCUUCAAGAUUCAUCCAACGCUGAUGUUAGAAAUGCGUUGGGAUUGGAUAUGGUGACCGAGUUGAAAACGGUUCAUGUAGUAUUGGAGCGUUGCGGUGGUUUGGAGAUGUUGAACGAUCCAGAGAUGGAGACUGCCACUCGCGAGAUUUUGCCAGACGGCAAGGACAGAUACCAAAUCCAAGGUGAGAUUAAACGCAAGGAGCGUGCCAUCAAGAACCUCUCCAACCGUUACCAAUCGGCCACAUUGCACAAGGAUGUCAUUGAACAAUGCAUCUAUUCCAUCGGAGACAACCAUACCUUUUUAAGAGAGAAUCGUGAUAGUGUAAAGACAAUGAUGAAGUACUUGAAGCAGUCGUUUAAUCCCAAUGCCGAGGAACAGGGCUUCUCAUUGGCCAUUAUGCCCGGACAAGAGGGUGCACGUCUACGUCACUCUCACAGACAACAAUACAUGUAUGUCUACCAAUCACUUGUACUCUGGAAAAAGAUCCUCCACGACAUGUUCCGUUUGUGGUAUCUUGCCGAACAAGAUCUCUUGCAUGGCAGUUCGUACCAACUCAAAAACACUGGUCAGGGUUUGAACCGUGUGCAACAGGCACGUAAGAUCAAUGGUGCCAUGAACCGUAUCCUCUCAGACACCCAAGCCAAGCUCGGCGAGCACUGGAUUGGCUCGUCAGUCAUCCAUCUCGGUGACAAUAAUGUACCAAAUGCUCUGACAUUUAUCGACAAGUACACACAAAUCUCGCGUAUCCUCAACCCCAUUGUCAUCACCAUCCAGUACAUUCCCAAGAUCAAGGAUCCACAUCUCUGCCAAUACAUUCGUUCAUCGUUUGGUGGUCCAAACAGUCUCAUCAAGCUCAUCUUGACUGAUUUCUUCCGUCACGCUUUCGACGGUAGUGGUGCCGAUAACUUUUUCGAUGCCGGUUCUUGUAUCGAUGGUCGUCUUACCAGUGCUUGGAAUUGGUGUAGUAAAAUUGAAAAGAAAUCUUAUUAUCCUGUUUUCCUUUUAGCUGGUUUCUCUGGUUUUGAUGGUAGUUUUAAUUAA
This is a messenger RNA of Cavenderia fasciculata, 2121 nucleotides long. RefSeq lists its product as uncharacterized. Gene Ontology annotation, molecular function: zinc ion binding. The record is from RefSeq and is a predicted model, not a curated record. Lineage: Eukaryota; Evosea; Eumycetozoa; Acytosteliales; Cavenderiaceae. The transcript is spliced from 3 exons. The coding region runs from base 1 to 2121 and encodes 706 amino acids.